UCUGUUCAAUCAACUUGCCGCUUCGGCGCACUCAUCAAGGGCAUUAUGUCUAUCCCAGAGUACACCGAGGUUCUUGUCAUCGGUGGUGGUCCGGCCGGCUCGUAUGCAGCCUCGGCCUUGGCUCGAGAGGGUAUUGAUACUGUCCUGCUUGAGGGCGAGAAAUUUCCUAGAUAUCAUGUGGGUGAGAGUAUGCUUCCGUCUUUGCGCCACUUCUUCAGAUUUGUGGACCUUGACUCGACUUUCGUGGCUCAUGGCUUUUACAAAAAGAUCGGUGCAGCAUUUGUGUUGAACAACAAGGAGCCAGCAUAUACCGACUUCAUUGGGCCCGGUGGCCCAGAAGGCUAUUCCUGGAACAUUCUUCGCUCUGAGGCCGACGAUCUUAUCUUCCGGCACGCAGGGAAGUCCGGAGCGGCAAUCUACGACGGUGUCAGGGUCACUGAUAUCGGAUUCGCAGACCAUGAAGGCCCCAGUACUGCCAGCGAAAAGACGCGGGACCCCGGAAAACCCAUAUCCGCGACCUGGACGCGCAAGGCAGAUGGCACCUCAGGCACUAUUGACUUCGAUUAUCUUAUUGAUGCUAGUGGUCGCACGGGCAUUAUGAGCACAAAGUACCUCAAAAAUCGGCAGUUCAAUCAUCAGCCGGGUCUUAGGAAUGUUGCUAGCUGGGGCUACUGGACGGGUGCCGGACGUUACGGCAUCGGUACACCGCAGGAGGGCGUGCCUUACUUUGAGGCACUGUCAGAUGGCAGUGGUUGGGCCUGGUUCAUCCCUCUCCAUAACGGUACCACAUCUGUCGGGGUAGUUAUCGAUCAAGAGGUCGCCACCCGCAAGAAAAAAGAGAUGGGCUCUCCAGGCAGUAAGCAAUUCUACCUAGAGGUGCUGAAAUCCGCGUCUAGGAUGCUUGAGCCGAUGAUUAAGGAUGCCACGCUUGUCUCCGACAUCAAAGCCGCGUCCGACUGGUCGUACAGCGCCUCGUCCUAUGCAAGCUAUAACACACGCAUUGUCGGAGAUGCUGGUAGCUUCAUUGACCCUUUCUUCUCAUCAGGUGUUCAUCUCGCUGUAUCCAGUGGGCUUUCCGCUGCCGCAACCAUCUGUGCCUCGAUCAAGGGCCAAUGCAGCGAAUAUGAGGCUUUAGAAUGGCAUUCGAAACGUGUUGCUCGAAGUUACACACGCUUUCUCCUAAUAGUCCUGAGCGCUCUGAAGCAGAUGAGAGAGCCGGACCGAGCCGUACUUAGUGAUCCAGACGAGGCGGGGUUUGCUCGUGCAUUUGAUCAUUUCCAAUCCAUCAUCCAGGGCAUUGCCGACGUCAAUGCAGUGGGAACUCAAGAGGAAGUGCGCAACGCCGUUGACUUUUCCUUCACGGCGUUUGUGUCACCAUUGGAUCUAGCAAAGCGUGACACUGUCUUGAGAAGGGUUGAGUCUCUCAAGGCGGCUGGUGGUGAGCAAGACAUGGAGAAGCUCCAUUCGUAUCUCUCCCAGGAGGAGCUGGAAAUACUUGAGUCCUUACGUGCGAAAAAGACGGCGCUCAAGGCGGACAUUAUUAAUGUGGACAGUUUCACCUCGGACACAAUUGACGGCCGUUUUAUCAACAUGGUGCAAGGCUCUCUUGGUCUCGAAGCUGUGGAAUAAACAUCAUGACUUGAUUCGGGUCGGAUUCGAAGUGAUGCCUG
This is a messenger RNA of Paraphaeosphaeria sporulosa, 1670 nucleotides long. Its product is annotated as FAD/NAD(P)-binding domain-containing protein. The record is from RefSeq and is a predicted model, not a curated record. NCBI's taxonomy places the organism in Eukaryota, Fungi, Ascomycota, Dothideomycetes, Pleosporales, Didymosphaeriaceae. The transcript is spliced from 4 exons. Gene Ontology annotation, molecular function: FAD binding; catalytic activity. The coding region runs from base 46 to 1629 and encodes 527 amino acids.